Messenger RNA from Aspergillus calidoustus, 2070 nucleotides. The record is from the annotation of a GenBank genome assembly. NCBI's taxonomy places the organism in Eukaryota, Fungi, Ascomycota, Eurotiomycetes, Eurotiales, Aspergillaceae.
AUCUGUGCUGCAUUGGACUUUUUUUAUUCUUCGAACUAUUGUCUAUUUUCUUUUUUUUAUCUUUUAUCUUUUAUCGAUAUGAAUCCUACAGACGCCGAGGGCUUCUCUCACCCCGUUAUCCCCCCCCGCAAACGCACCCGCACCGGCUGUGUGAAUUGCAGUCGGCGACGGAGAAAAUGCGACGAGAUAAAACCUUCUUGUACCGGAUGCAAACGUCGCGGAGAACGAUGCCAGUGGCGAAUGCUGGGCGCGUUUCGCGACUCGAACAUCAAGGUGCUCGAGGCGGAGCAUCCGUCUAUGAACCAGCCUGUCAGUCGGCCGUCGAAACGGCAGGGAAAGUUCAAGAUCUUGACUGUUGAGCCGUCGCGGAGGAAAGAGGGCAAGAACGAGGCCAACAAUGCGCUGGACCGAGGGCACAAAUCGCCGGUAGCAGAUGUCGCUAUAGCGCAGUCACCACCGGCAGUUGCAGACCCAGCUCCAUAUCCAGCGCUCUCCCCAUCUCCUACCCCAGACACCAACUCAAUCCCCAGACCAGACCAAUUCCCCAGCCCGGAGCCCAUGGUCGAAGACCUAACCUCCCCAUCCAACUCCACCCAAUUCGCCAGCAGCAACGACCCCAGCCAACCCUACCUCUCCUCACCCGAGUUCGUCGUCGACGAGCUCACUGCGCUACGCAACCUCUCUAAUCCUUAUCCGGGGAUGACGCCGCCCCUCUUGGACUCCAGCGUCUUCUCCGAUCUGGAUAACCCGGCCAACGACGUCUUCCUCCCGGGGUCGGCCUAUGAAGCUCUUCAUACGGCGCUGCGGAAUCGGCAGCUUUGGACGGCGCGCCCGGAUAUACCGAGUCGCCCUGCUUCGCCGACGCCGACUUCUGUUCCAGAGAGGGGGCGGAGUGAGUCGAGGGCGAGGACGGGGAGGUUUGAGGUGUCGCCUGAUCGGGAGAAUAUCCUCUGGCAGAACUACCUGAAUGAGAUAUGUCUUUGGCUGGACAUGUUCGACAACCACCGACACUUCGCCUCGACAUUCCCGCAGAUGGCCAAGUCGGCGCCGCACCUGCGGUACUCGAUCCUCGCCCUCUCGGCUCGACAAAUGGAACGGAAGCAUGGCGAAAAGUCGCAGUCCGAGAGUCUCUCGUUAUAUCAAGAAGCUAUCCACUUGCUUCUUCCGGAGCUCGAGAGCAAGUCGACGCCUGUGAUUGCGUCGUGUGUCAUUCUUUGUGUGUUGGAGAUGUUGAGCUGUAACCCGAAAGAAUGGCGCCGCCACCUGGAUGGCUGCGCAUACCUCAUCCAAGCCGCCGAGAUCAACGGCUUCUCCGGGAAAGAAGAGCAGGCUCUCUUCUGGUGCUUUGCUCGCAUGGACGUCUGCGGCGGCCUCAUCUCCGAAGAAGAAACCAUCAUCCCAAUUUACCACUGGCUGCCCCCAACCAUGAACCCUUCGGACGCGACAUCCCUCUUCCUCGCGUCCGACCACGACACAUACGCAAACUACACCGUCUACCUGUGCGCGCAAACACUCGGCGUGCUCUUCCGCCGCACGUCAUCUUCAGCGACGACAUCAAUAUACCCAGGUAGCCCCGACGACAGCAGCGAGACGUACGUCGCGCGCUGGAGCUGCCUGUUCGACGCCGUCGAGCAGUGGUAUGAGAAUCGGCCGAGCCAGAUGAAGUCGAUUUUUAGCGUAUCGACGGCGACGGCGGCGGAUUGGGGGAGGGAGAGGCCGUUUCCGACGGUGUUGUAUGCGAAUGGGGCUGCUAUUUCGGGGAAUCAGCUAUAUCACACGUGCUCGCUGCUCCUGCUGCAGCGGAAACCGAAGACGCUUUCGCUGGCUCGUCGGCCGAAAUCCGUCCUCUGGCACGCCCGCCAGAUCUGCGCCAUAUCCGCCUCAAACGCACACCACGGCUGCUGGACAAACGCGCUACAACCACUCUGGAUCGCGGGCAAAGUCAUGUCGCACCAUUCCGAGCACGCGGCGAUUAUCGAGACGCUGACGCGCAUUGAGCGCGAGACUGGGUGGGCGACGGCGUGGCGGGUGGAGGAUCUGAGGGAGUUUUGGGGGGAUGAUGUUGAGUGA